CUCCCACAAUCAUCGCGUACACAUGGAAAGCCCAUCUCCGAGCAAAAGAAUCAUCAAGUACACGUACCUUGACAGGCAAAAGGUAUAUAUCGACUUUCCUCAACUUUCGAGUCUAACGGCAGUUCAGAAGAGGCGAGGUGGGCAAGAACACUCCGAACUUUUCUCUGGAUCCGACAACGAGAUGCCUCUGGAAACGCAAUCGAACGGUGGUUCCCGCGUAAAUAAAGGGAAGAGCUUGAUGAAGCCACCAAGCAGCGUUGGGACCAAGAAAUCAGAAUUCAAAGUACCUUCCCCGAAGCAGGGUCGCAAUGAUACUUUCAAGCCCCCCAGUUCGUCUCACACUCGGAAAUCUUCUAUUGGAUCUUUAAGCCGUGUUGCGAACGAUGAAGCCUCGCCAUCGACAAACAGGAAGCCUCCUUCGUCUGUUGGACGAUCUGCGAAGCCGCGUUCUUCUAUCAAACCUCCCACUGAACGGGAAGAAUACGAAUCUGAUGAGGAUGACAAUGCCUCUGUCGCAGAAUCCUUCAUUAGCCUGAGCCGAGUUCGCAGAAACGAGGCAGAACGGACUGAGUAUUUCAAGAAUCAACCAGAAUGCCAGUUCAUCGAGGAUGACUCAUACCAUGUCAAGUGCUCACGGUGCGGGAAGGUAGUGAGCUUGGGGACUAAGAGACCGUUCACCGUCCGUCCUUGGGAGAAGCACCGAGAGAAGUGUGAUCAGCAGGUGCCGUCAUCGAUGUUGAACGAGCUGACGGACACUGACCAACCUGCUUCGCCCGCCAUAAAGCCAACGCAAAAACCUAAAUCUGAGGAAGAGAGGAAAAUGUUACUCGAAUCAGAUCUACGCGCUCAGACUGUCAGGGAGAAUGAAACGUUAUGCAAGCGAUGUCAGAAGUGGAUUCGAUGCGGUAGCCAGAAGUAUUCUCUGUUUGUCUGGAACAAGCAUCAGAUAACCUGUUCUGAAACCUCGCCCAGCACUCGCGUGGCAGCAGUCGGGGACAGAAUUCGCCUUGUUAAUGACCCCCAGGUCAAAGAUUGUGGUCCUCGACACGCCGACUGUAAGUUUUGUGAAGCUACGAUACAGCUAGCGGGGGACUACGAUCCAACCAACUGGAUAGCGCACCAAAGAACGUGUACCGCCCCGUUACCGCCUCCUUCUGCUACGUCUGAAUCCACCGUGGUAGCACCGUCUGAUGGCAAUGAAAUGCGAGGAGUUAAGCGCCCAUUGGAAGAGACUGCGGACGAUGACACCCCGCGAUUAAACCGGCCUCGGAAGGGGAACUAUAGGCCUGAGGAUCAAGAAGCUCCAAGCUCACUGGGAUGGUUCCUCAUGCCUUUCAAGGCGUUUGCUCGCGGAUUCAAGGAGAGCAUAGACAAUAUGAAGGCAUCCGGGUCUUAAUGAGUACAGUCGCGCUUCAGUUAUCUCCACUUGUAGUUAUUUCCUGUAAGUUAUUGGUAUGAUAUAUUAUUUGAUGAGAAGAAGG
Guyanagaster necrorhizus is the source of this 1481-nucleotide messenger RNA. RefSeq lists its product as uncharacterized. Bases 23 to 1396 code for a protein of 457 amino acids. The transcript has 9 exons. The record is from RefSeq and is a predicted model, not a curated record. NCBI's taxonomy places the organism in Eukaryota, Fungi, Basidiomycota, Agaricomycetes, Agaricales, Physalacriaceae.